Messenger RNA from Parnassius apollo (apollo), 1479 nucleotides. The record is from the annotation of a GenBank genome assembly. Lineage: Eukaryota; Metazoa; Arthropoda; Insecta; Lepidoptera; Papilionidae.
AUGAUAAAAGCUUUGCCUUGGUCGAUAAAUGAUGACAAUGUCAUCUCUGUAGAGUUGAAGCGUAAAUUCUGUUAUAAACAUGGUCCAAAAGUACAAGUCCGCCCGGAAAUCAUACGGAGAGCAGCGGAAUAUUUAGUAACGUGUGAUCUGUUUCGAACAUAUGGUAUAGAACUUGAAGGUUCAUGGACAAAUAAUGAACCUGAAGACACUGUCAAAUGUACCUGUAGUUCACCUAAGCAGGAAAGCAAUGUUGAUGAGAUCCCUGAUGUAAAUCCUGGUGUCAUAGAUACUCUGUUAGAUGAAAACCAAGACCUAACAUUAGUUAUGGCUCCAGUAGAAGGUGAAAGGCCAAUUUCCUUGUUUUUUGAUCGACAUCUGGAAGAGCUGGCAUUCAUAAAAGUACAUUGCGCUAUUGAGCGAAAAUACCUCGUGAACUUAAGUCAUUCUGAAGUCCCAUGCUCAGAAAUUUCCAUAAAUGACAGGCGAGCUGUAAGACCUGAUUACCUAUUUACUGCACUGAAAAAGCAACAAACUAUUGCCGUCAAAAAUAAUGUUACUACCUGUUUACGCAAAAAAACUGUCAGAUGUGCCCCUGUAUCAGCAUGUAAUGUGCUUCAAAAUAAUUUUGUUGACAAUUUAGUUCAACAUGACGAUGGGUAUCGUGUUCUUGGAGGAAUUAGAAAUUCUCCUGCUCACUGGGAAAGUGAAAAAAAAGUUGUUGGCAAUGCUAGUUCAAUAGAAACUCUCAAUGACAGUUUUCAAGCAAUUGUUUAUACCCAAGCUGUUGAAGAAGCGAAAGGGAAUUGGAUUCCUUUGCAAGAUAAUUUAGGAUACAUACGGAAAAGAACUAAAACUCGAAUAAUACGAUUUCGCCGGUACAGUUACAAUGAUGAUCCACACAAUUUCUAUAGGGAACAGAUAAUACUAUACAUCCUUUGGCGAAGCGAGGAGGAAGAAUUACUAAAUCCCAACAUAAAUUUAAAGGACAUAUUUGAUGAGUAUAAUGAAAGAAUAAUGGCCGAAAGUAAACAAUUCAAUAAACUAGGUGAUGCUGAAAUGUUUGAGACAUUGCUAACAGAAAUAAGAAAUGUAGAAUUAAUAAACGAAGAAGAAGAUGUGCAAGGAAGAGGAGUCAACGUGGAUGUAUUUGGAGGCUUUAAAUUUGAGACGCAAACAGUAGAUAUAGCAGAAGACCUCAUUCCAGGCGGAAAUUCCGGGCCGCAAUUGUGUGGUGACCCCUCAACUUUCAUUGCGCAACCGCCUCUCUUGUCUCAUGACGAUUUUUUGAUUGUAACUAUAAAAUUAAUGAUGCUCAAAGAGACACGUUAUUUAAUACUUAUCAACACUUUUCCAUUACUUCUCAACCACUUCGUUGCUUUAGUAACUCAUCACUUCCAGACACGUGUAAGGGCGCAGUUCAUCUAUUCAGCAGUAAUCGAGAAGUUGUUGAGUAUAAUUCUAAAAUACUCUCAAAUAUGA